Molecule: messenger RNA, 4603 nt
Organism: Acanthaster planci (crown-of-thorns starfish)
Lineage: Eukaryota; Metazoa; Echinodermata; Asteroidea; Valvatida; Acanthasteridae
Product: metal cation symporter ZIP14-like
Biological process (GO): zinc ion import across plasma membrane; intracellular monoatomic cation homeostasis
Cellular component (GO): plasma membrane
Molecular function (GO): monoatomic cation:bicarbonate symporter activity; zinc ion transmembrane transporter activity
Source: RefSeq, a predicted model, not a curated record
AGGAACCCUGUUGGUAUUGUGGUACGGUUUGCAAGGGGGAUGUGUUUAUUGUGGGUCAAGCAUUCUGUAUGACAACUGCGUGACUGGAACAUAAAACGGGAUAUUCACAAUACCCAGUCUAGUCGGGCGUGGGUGUAGUGACGCAUAAGUACGGCAGAUUAUUCAUGAGCUCCUCGGUACUGACGCCGUGUGCAACAACUCCCUAGACUUGUCGCGUAGAACCGCUCCUGCUGCUCACUGUAUAGCACGCUGAAAUUAAAAAUGGCCCCAAUCCCCAAAGUGGAUUUUCGUGUCGUGUGCAUAAUUUACUUGUUAGUGUUUGGGAUUUCCAGCCGGCUCCACGUGCUCGCAGCCGGCGAGAUCGCCACCGAAGAAACCCAUCACAACCAUGGUCACUCGGAUUCGAUCUUCGGGGACCCCUUUGAGGAGAUUUUCGGCCAAUUGAGAGAAAUCUCCUUUGGUGCUGACAGGAACAUCACGCGCGAUGAGACUGCUACGGUUAUUCAUUUAUUGUUUGAGGACCAGCUGCAUUGCAGUGACAACUUCAACGUCUCAAAUUGUCACAAGUGUCUUGAGACCGACAGCUUAUUCUCCAUUCUUGGCAUUCAACCCAGCCAUGGCCUGGACGAAGAGAACUUCAACCGGGCAUGCGUCGUGCUCAUGUAUUACGUAGCCGACCUGAAUUCCACAUGCGCAGCCGCAGCCAAUUUGUCAGUCCUGACGUACGAAGACUUUGCCCAGAAUAUUCUAAAAAGAUUAGACAGCACGCAGAAUCUGUCGGAAGAAGAGCUGGAGGACGUUUUGGAUGCAGUGGCCAAGACCUACAAAGCUAACAACUUCGCCAAGUGUUUCACCGCAGAAACUGUCUUCGAGGCGGCCGUAGCCAACCAUCAAUUGGGAGCAGACGACCACGAGCUGGAAAAUGUGGCGGCCAUUUUGAUAUCCAGUCUUGUCCGUGGGUUUUGCAUUGGUAACGCCACCGAGUUAGAUCCAGAGGCGUUCCUGGAGGAUAUAUUUGAUACUUAUGCUACAGACGGUUACCUGAGUGAAGAAAAAUUUCAGGAAAUUGUAGACAAGCUCUCUGCUGGGAGCGGAGGAGAGAGCGUAUCUCCGGAUCCACACGACCACGCACACAGACGCAGGAGAUCAGUCCUCCAACUGUCAGCUGAAAGACGACGCGACAGACGGAAUGCAGCAACCGUCACCCACGAAGGCCACGAUCAUGACCAUGACCACGCCCACGAAGGGGAAGUCAGCUUAGACGUCCACUCUUGCUUCUCCGUUGAUGGUCUUUUUGACAUCUUUGGUGUCAAUCACAGCGUGGGCGUGACACGCCAGCAGUUCAAGGAGCUAAGCCCCGCCCUCAUUCAGCAGACGCUCCGUGGCCCAUGCGUCAACAAUGAAACCACUGUGCCGGAAGGCCCUAGUGCCGCAGAAGUUUGGGGCUAUGGCGUACUGGCCGUGUUCAUCAUCAGCCUUUGCGCCAUAGCCGGUGUGGCUUUCCUUCCGUGCCUUAGUACGGACGUCUAUCUGAAAGUCUUGCAAACUAUGAUGGCUUUGGCUGUGUCUACCUUGGUAGGCGACGCCGUAGUGCAUCUCAUUCCACAGGCUGUAGGACUUCACGCACACGAUGCGACAGCAGCCGGCGUCACGCAUGAUCCGACCUCAGAGGACCUUGCCUACAUUUGGAAGUGUCUGGUGGUUGUCGUUGCUAUCUACGUCUUCUUCGUUUUCGAGUCUCUCAUGCAAAUGUUUGGUGGAGGACACUCAAAUUCCGUGAAGCCCGUAGAUGAUGAACCUGGGGAGAGAAAGCGAACCUCUAGUAUGAGACUGAAGGAGGAAAUCGAUAGCUCCCCCAAGCAUCGAUCAACAUCCAAUGCACAAUUCGGCGACGUUCUGAACGAAGAUGCCACGGACGAGCGUGGUCAUAGUCCCCAUCAUUCGAAAGUCUGCCACGGAAUUGGUUCCCUACCGCUUAUGAUUCUCAUCGGGGAUGGUCUACAUAACCUGGGUGACGGUCUGGCGAUAGGUGCCGCUUUUGCCACGAGCAUUGGUACGGGACUGUCAACCAGCAUUGCCGUCUUUUGCCACGAGUUGCCCCACGAACUUGGUGACUUUGCCGUCCUUCUGAGUGCCGGUCUGAGUUUCCGUAAAGCAUUGGUCUUCAACUUCCUGUCUGCUCUGAUGGCCUUUAUCGGACUCUGUAUUGGCAUUCCAUUGGCUGCCAAUGCAGAGGCUCGAGAGUGGAUCUUUGCGUUGGCAGCUGGGAUGUUCCUGUAUGUUGCCUUGGUGGACAUGUUUCCAGAACUGAUACAUCACAAUAACAAGAACAAAGGCACCAUUUUCCUACUGCACAAUUUGGGGCUCUUCAUUGGUGCCACUAUUAUCCUUGUCAUCGCCCUUUAUGAAGAUAGCAUCAACAUCAGCAUUUGAAGAGGCAAGAGAUUCACUGGUAUCUGGCUUCAGUCACCUAAUCUUGUAGAGACAGUAGUGAUUGUUAAUUAUCACUAACUUCAAGAUACUCAUGGAAUUCAAGCAAGUUUAAAGUAGGCCUAAUCAGAUUCAGAAUAAAGUGAUUCAUUUAAACACAAUCACCUUUGAAAAAUGAUUUCAUCUGUCUCCUGCUCUUUUUUUGGGACAAUAAAUCUCCAAGCCAUUUUGAUCACGUUAAAACCCAAUAAACUUCAAAGUUGGUAAAAAAUCAAUUCUGAUUCUGAGGUGUACCAGCCCUGCAAAGUGACGUCAUGAUGAUGCCGUCAGGUGUCAAAUUAUAGGUAGACUAAGUGGUUAAACUGAAGUCUUUUAAUCUUUCAAAUUUCACAUAAAAUCAAUCAUUAUAAACCUCAGCUUGGUUUUUGUAGCAAGCUGUAGAGUUAAGUCAGGUUUUCGUUUUGCUGCGUGUAUGAAAGAUUCCGGUAAGAUUGGGGACCAGCAAUAUGAUGAAAUACUCGAGCACCCUCUAUUGGUAGGUUGAAUAAUGUCCGAAAUAUACUUUUUCAGAUAAUGUGCUUGAUGAAAUUUGUUGUAAUCGCUUGAAAAGUAGACGCCUUUCAUGCAAAUAAAACAUCUGAGGACUGGAGCGGAUGACGCCAUCAGACUGUAAGUCACAAGAAAAAUGACUUAUGUAAGAUUUGAAACUUUGCGUGGUGAAAAUAUUACACGUGGUAAGGAUUUGCGGGUAUACCAAGGGAUCUAUCUCAAGAAGAGGUUGGUUCCUGAAAAGAACUGGUGAGCGUUAACUCGAUGUUUCGACCAGAGUGGAAGUGUUCUUGGACGUUAUCAUUGGGCGCCAGAAGCGGCCAGAUGCCGCCGAGCUUGAAAAUAUCUUGAGGGACGGUGUUGUGCCAGAAAAUUUCGAUGGUUUUCUGGAUUCUUCUGGGAAGCCAGUUCCUGAUGGAGGCGAUGUGUUCUGUGUUGUCCCAGUAGAUGUGACGGUUCGAACACUGUGCAUGUUUGACGAUGUGCGACUUCUCGUAAUAUCUGCGUCUGUCAUGUGCACGGGGCUUUUGGAUUCUGGUGGGGAGACUCCUGCCGGUUUCACCGAUGUAAACUUGACCGCACUUGCAUGGAAUUCGGUGUACAUCAGGGCGGCUGCUUGGAAUUUGUUUGUCCUUUGGGUGUGGAGUAUGAACUCCAGCAUGUUUGACCCGACUCUCCUAAGGACGGCUAGAGCUUCCUGGUCGAAACGUCAGGUUAACACUCGCCUUUUCUGCGCUGACCAUGACACUGUCAUAAUCAAAUAACAAGAAUUUAAACAUUGAAAUUUUUAAUCUUUGCCAAUCAGUUAAUAAACGAUCAACUUUGAAAGACCUUUCGUUGUGUAUUACGAAAUUAGGCUAAACAACUCUUGGUCGUUUCUUCUGUUUUAAGUGUAACUUUGACCCUCGUCAUUUAGUUUUGAAUAAUGUGAAAUAGGCAGAAGUUGGGAACUAUCUUUCAAGCGAUCUGAGACUUCGGAAAGAAAGUGCAGUUUUCAAAUUUCUGCAAAGGUUCAGAGAUAAGUCUUGAUGAAUAACAAUGUGUGCAACUUUGCUGAAUUACACACAUUCAUGUUAACUGUCUAUGAUUCGUAGAGCCAAUCUUAUUUUCACUGUUUGCUUUAUUGUUUACAAAAUUUUCCUUCAGAAUUUGAAGUUUAGAUGUGUUCGUUAGUUUAAGCACACACAUAUAGUUAGCCCUUCGUCUGUUUUUCAGUAGUUCUGUUUGAUUCUUCUAUAAUUUGCUUUCAGUUGUAAGCAAAACAGUCAGGAAUGGACCCAGAACCAAAUGGUCGGAAUGCUAAAAUUAUUCAGGUGGGGAGAUUUCGAUGUUUGUCAUAUAACUUUCUACGACUGUUCUUCGGGGUGAGUCUAAAUUUUGGAGCUUUCUUCUUAAAAUCGUUUUCGAUUACAUGUAUCCACCUUCAGAAUUUUUUUAGUUUCUCAAAUGUUGUCCAUAGAGUUUUCAUGUUUAGUUGUUAAAAUUUUAUACAUUUUUCUAUUCUUAACUCCUCAAUUCUGAUUCAUUGUAGAUUUGUGUUAGAAUAGCCUAGUGCUCCAAAGGCGAAAAUGUCGAUGUGAAAUGAACACAACCGUAUUAAUAAAGAAAUUAUCCCAAGUGCUAA